Molecule: messenger RNA, 4182 nt
Organism: Scaptodrosophila lebanonensis
Lineage: Eukaryota; Metazoa; Arthropoda; Insecta; Diptera; Drosophilidae
Gene: Blm
Product: Bloom syndrome protein homolog
Exons: 4
Coding region: 66-4094 (1342 amino acids)
Biological process (GO): DNA replication; double-strand break repair via homologous recombination
Cellular component (GO): chromosome; nucleus; cytoplasm
Molecular function (GO): ATP binding; four-way junction helicase activity; nucleic acid binding
Source: RefSeq, a predicted model, not a curated record
AACAUUGUGUCAGUUUGUGGCUAUAAAUUAAUUUAUUUAUUUACAAAUGUCACCAGCAAUAAAACAUGCCUAGGGAGAGUAGAAAACAGCUCUCAAUGAGCUCUUUUCUGGGCCUAGGACAGAGCCAGUCGAAAGAUAAACCUCAUGUAAGGACAAUACCGUCAAAGGUCUGCAAUCCAAUAUAUCUCGACUCGUCCUCCGAUGAUGAUCUUCCGGCCCCUGUCAAUAAUACUACGCUCAUUAAAAAGUACAGCUUUAAAAAUGCUACUCAAUCGCCUCCUAAUCCUUGUAUUCAAUUAAAAAAGGAAUCUACUCGAGCAACUGAAGAAACUAAACCAGCUACUGAUUCAACACCAAAAUUGAAAUUUGAAAAUUUGGAUGAUAUACUAAAACAGGAUGUAAACUAUCAGGCGACUCUGGCUAAGCUUAAUGGGCACAUUGAUAAGCUUAAGCUAACACCACGAUUAUCGCUUUCCACCUCCAUCAAGUCUCAACAGUCGGAGAAUAUAACACCAAAUUCUUCAAAUGCCAGUACUAACCUGGAUGACAGCUUUGAUUUGAUGGUAAAACAAACACAAAAUCCCUAUGAGCUAGAUUCAAAGGAAAAGCAAAUGCCACAGAAGGCAGUGAAAAGUCCUACUAAACCGCAAAAACAUGGUUGUAGCCAAGAGAAUAAGGGUCCUUUGAAAGAGUCUUUAACUCCACCUGCAGCUACAACACCGAAAAUAAGCGUUGUCUUUGAUAGCACGCUGGUUGACUAUUUGCACAAUCUAGCGCAAAAUGACAAUCUUAAGGUUGAUAAUAUUGAGAACAAUGAACAUAUUCUAAAGGCCACUUUCAACUGCUGUAAGUCAACGUAUAUGGAGCUUAUGGAAAAGUACUGCGAGCUUUUGGACCAAAUACCUGCUUCGUGGUUCAACGAAGUUUCAGGUUUUGAGACAAACACAUUUCUUAAAUUAAAGUUUAUGCGUCAGAAGAUGAAGGAGAAAAUGGAGCUGCUACAAAUUAGGACAGCAAAGGUACAACGCGAGCGCGAGGAGUGCAUACCGGAUGCUUACAGUGAUGAACUAGAACUGGCGGAACAAGAAAUUCUGGAGGAACAGCAAAAACAGAAUCCAACAAGUUAUGUGAAUGAGGCACCUGAUGAUUUGGAUGACCUUAUACCCGCCCCUAGAACAGAUCAGAAUAUUGCAGUAAAUUCAACGCAUACAUCGACACUUAAAAAGCCGCAAAAGCAAACAGAUAUUCGUCCGCACGGAUCUAUGGUUUACGAUCUGUGCGAAGGGUCGGAUAAUGAUAACAGCAUCACAUUGGGCUCCGAUAAAGCGCAGCCAUCCAAAUUUAAGCAGACUGUAUUAGAGUCUGACGAUGAUUUGGAUGAUGUCUUAGCGGAAAUAGCUGAUGAGCAUGACUCGCUAAAUGGACGAAAAUCUGUGUACAAUAAUUAUGCAUAUAGAGACUUUGAGGAAAAAAAAAAAACUUCAAACGCUGCAGAAAAGUCCGAUCGCAAUAUAACAUAUCCAACCAACUCCAAAGCCGGGGCAACUCUGGAUGACGAGGGCUUUCCAGUUUACGAUGAAGCCGAGUUUGAAAGAGUUUAUGAAUUAGCAGCGUCUCAAGUGCAGUCCUCCAAAGCCGUGAGCUCUGAAAAGCCUGUUUCCAGCUGUAGCUCUGCUCCCAAAGCUAAUGCUACCCAGACGAAUAGCUUGUCCGGAAAUUUUCAUAAUAAUGUGCAUAAUGAUGGCGUAACCGGGGAGUUUGAUGGUCAGCAUUUCGAGCACUCUACGCGUCUCAUGACCGCACUUGGCUAUAACUUUGGUCUAAAGAGUUUCCGACCCAAUCAGUUGCAGGUGAUUAAUGCCACAUUGCUUGGCAAGGACUGCUUUGUACUCAUGCCCACCGGAGGCGGUAAAUCCCUCUGUUACCAACUUCCUGCCAUCCUUACGGAAGGAGUUACUAUUGUUAUAAGUCCUCUGAAGUCAUUAAUCUUUGAUCAAGUAAAUAAGUUGGCCUCCCUGGAUAUUUACGCUACGAGCCUGUCCGGGGAACAAACGUUAGAGGCAGCGCGCACCGUAUACAACGACCUUAGCCAACGGCCUCCCCUCAUCAAGCUGCUUUAUGUUACGCCAGAAAAAAUAAGCAGCUCUCCACGUUUCCAGGACAUGCUCGAUAAACUACAUGAGAACAAUUACAUCAGUCGCUUUGUGAUCGACGAAGCGCACUGUGUUUCGCAAUGGGGUCACGACUUUAGGCCCGACUAUAAAAAGCUCGGGAUUCUGCGCAAACGUUUUCCCAAUGUGCCGACGAUGGCGCUGACAGCCACAGCCACUCCGCGUGUCCGUUUGGACAUCAUACAGCAGCUGAAUCUAAGCCAUUGCAAGUGGUUUCUUUCCAGCUUUAAUCGCAGCAAUUUGCGCUAUAAAGUAUUGCCCAAGCAUGGUGUAGCCACAUUAGACGACAUUAGCGGCUAUAUUAAAACACGUCCGAGUACAGCUAGUGGCAUUAUCUAUUGCUUAUCGCGCAAGGAGUGCGAGGAUGUGGCGAAGAAAAUGUGCAGCAACGGCAUAAGAUCGGCGGCCUACCACGCCGGUCUAUCGGAUACGGAGCGUGAAUCGAGACAGAGGGAUUGGCUAAUGAAUAAGGUGCGUGUUAUUUGCGCCACUAUAGCCUUUGGCAUGGGCAUCGAUAAGCCCGAUGUUCGCUUUGUUCUUCACUAUUCGCUGCCAAAGUCGAUUGAAGGCUACUAUCAGGAGGCGGGACGCGCUGGUCGCGAUGGGGACCUGGCCGAUUGCAUACUCUAUUAUAAUUACUCCGAUAUGUUGCGCCUCAAGAAAAUGUUGGACAUGGAUCGUGCGCUGCGCUAUGAUGUGAAAAAAAUGCACAUUGAUAAUUUAUAUCGUAUUGUUGGCUACUGCGAGAACAUCACCGACUGCCGGCGUGCUUUGCAAUUGGAUUACUUUGGAGAACACUUCACCAGCGAGCAGUGUCUGGAGAACCGGCGCUCAGCCUGUGAUAAUUGCAUAAAAAAGGAAGAUUUCCAGCAGAUAGAUGUGCUGGAGCAGUGUCGAAAGGUGGCACUUGCUGUAAAGGAUAUAUGCAGCGGUCGCUCGCGCUUUACCCUGCUACAUGUGGCCGAUGUCCUUAAGGGUUCCAUGAUUAAAAAGAUUGUAGAUUUCGGGCAUAAUAAAACGCCCCAUCAUGGUGCAAUGAAGGAUUGGGAUAAGAUGGAUGUGCAGCGGCUACUGCGGCGUAUGGUAAUCGAUGGCUACCUGCGGGAAGACCUCAUCUUCACCCAAGACAUACCACAGGCCUAUUUGUACUUGGGACCACGCAUUAGUGAACUAAUGAAUGGAAAACCAAGCAUAUUGUUUGCUCUCAUGCGCAAGCGUGGCGCUCGCACAGUGGCCACCGUAUCUGAUUCGGCUCCGGCUACCGCUGGAGCGAAGGCCGGACUGGACUUUCGUGAUAUACAGGAGCGCUGUUAUAAUGAUCUUCUGGAUCUGUGCCGCACCAUAGCAGCAGCGCGUAACGUUACCAUGGCCAGUAUAAUGAACAUGCAGGCGCUUAAGGCUAUGGCCGAACAGUUGCCGGAGACGGAAAAGGAUAUGUGCGCUAUGCCACACGUUACCAAAGCGAAUUUCGAUAAAUAUGGUGCCAAGCUCUUGGAAAUUACCCGCAACUAUGCCUCAGAGAAGCUCUGUAUGCUGCUUGCCAUGGAUGAUGAAGAGGAGGCGGCUGCUUCAGGUUCUGCUACAGCAACUACCACUAUCGGUGAAAGUAGACAAAAUUUCGGUAACGACGAUUGGGACCGUGAGGCAGCAUUACAAGGUGAUAAGGGCGGCGGCGGCACCCGCGGCGGUAAACGAAAACGAGUGGGGCGAGGCCGCACUGCAGGCGCUGCCAAGAAGUACAGAAGUAGUACAAGCACCACUAGAUCGCCAUCAGCAGGAAAUAAGGCGACCCGCAGCAGCAGAGGGGCACGUUCGUCGACCAAACGUGGUGGUGGUACCGGCUCUGGGUCCAGCGGCUGGAUUGGUAAGAAGACAGGUACCAGUAGUGGUUUUCAAUUGAUGCCUUUACCCGGUUCACGUUAAAUAUGCAAUGCUGUCUGUGAAUUCACAACUUUUAAUCUUAAUUUUUUGUAUAAAGAAAAAUAAAGCGGCUUGCGUAGAUGUUAAAGCU